Messenger RNA from Nezara viridula (southern green stink bug), 93 nucleotides. The record is from the annotation of a GenBank genome assembly. NCBI's taxonomy places the organism in Eukaryota, Metazoa, Arthropoda, Insecta, Hemiptera, Pentatomidae.
AUGAAAAAAAGAAAAUUUCUGCAACCUAGUUAUAGAAUUUUGUGUCUAAAAAUUCCUACAACUUGGAGGAAGGUUUUGUGGACCAAAAAUUAA